AUGAAGCUCCUUUUGCUGACUCUGGCUGCACUGCUGCUCUUGUCCCAGCUCACUCCAGGUGGCACCCAAAAAUGCUGGAAUCUUCGUGGCAGAUGCCGUCAGAGAUGCUUCAAGAAGGAAAGCGUCUAUGUUUACUGCACAAAUAAUAAAAUGUGCUGUGUGAAGCCCAAGUACCAGCCAAGAGAAACUUAA
Camelus dromedarius (Arabian camel) is the source of this 192-nucleotide messenger RNA. It is a transcript of the gene DEFB123, whose product is annotated as defensin beta 123. The coding region runs from base 1 to 192 and encodes 63 amino acids. The transcript has 3 exons. NCBI's taxonomy places the organism in Eukaryota, Metazoa, Chordata, Mammalia, Artiodactyla, Camelidae. Gene Ontology annotation, biological process: innate immune response. Gene Ontology annotation, cellular component: extracellular region. The record is from RefSeq and is a predicted model, not a curated record.